Messenger RNA from Panicum virgatum (switchgrass), 1131 nucleotides. RefSeq lists its product as uncharacterized. The transcript has a single exon. The record is from RefSeq and is a predicted model, not a curated record. Bases 440 to 901 code for a protein of 153 amino acids. NCBI's taxonomy places the organism in Eukaryota, Viridiplantae, Streptophyta, Magnoliopsida, Poales, Poaceae.
CGUCGCCUUUUAAUUUCACGCAAACACCCCGGGCUGGGGCCGGUCGAAACGUCGCCGCGCACGGAAUCCGUGGCCUUGGUCCGCACGAUAGGCUAGCUAGCUAGCCAUGGUUCGUUCCGUCCGCGGCCGGCACGUCGGCGACGCCAAACCGUACGUUUUCCAGAAAGCCCCCUCCGGUUCUCCGUUUCCUCGAACUAGGUCGGUUUGCGCCCAGCGACGGCAAACCUUGUUAGUAUUAGUUAGCCCAAUAUCGACUAAUAAUCAACCAAGGCCCCCAGGAAAGAAAAAAAAACAGAGAAAUUAGAGGGUGAGAACAAAGAGGGAGGGCACGCGAAAUCGGCCGGAGCCCAACCCUUCCUCCAUCUCCAUCCCUUGUGCUGGUGCCGCCCCCGAUCGAUCGAAUCCAUCCAUCACCCCGGCCGGGUAUCCAUCGAGCGCCAUGGCCGACGGCGAGGCCGCCACCGCCCUGCAGUCCCCGUCCCCGCCGCGCUUCACGGCGCUGGAGCUGGCCGUGGCGGAGCACCUCAUCCACCUCAGCGAGAGCAGCUGCUCCUCCGGCGCCGCCGCCCCCACCCCGCGCGGCGCCGGCCUGCUGCUCGUCCCGGCCUCCGCCGCCUCCGCCGCGUCGUCCUCCACCUCCCCGCGCUCCGUGAACAACGCGCCCCCGCCCGCGGUGGCGGAGGGCGACGAGGACGAGCAGGAGGUGGGCGGGAGGCGCCGCAGGAACAGGCGCUACCGCCCGAUCGCGGAGAUCUACGCGGCCACGGACCCCAAGCCGAUCGGGACGCGCCGCAGGAAGCAGGCCGACGACAGGCCCAGGACGGACGCCGCCGCCGCCGCCAAGGCCAAGAAGCUAGGGGGCGACCGCGUAGGGAGAGAAGCUGGACGGACUUGUUUGUAAUUAUGGAUAAUUACUAGGGACUAGCUAGCUAGCUUGAUGGUGUGUAUACAUAGGUGUGUGCUACUGCUUGAUAGAUGUAGGGCUGUAGGCUAUGGUGUGUAUGAUCAGGAGCUUGGGGUGUACAGCUAGCUAGCUACUACUCUACUAGAGGAUCAGAUGCUGGAUUAACUGUAAAUUACAUAUAAUACUGUAUCCGCCAAUAAUAUCUAUCACAGUUUGCUUUACAUGUA